Laccaria bicolor S238N-H82 is the source of this 1404-nucleotide messenger RNA. RefSeq lists its product as uncharacterized. The record is from RefSeq and is a predicted model, not a curated record. The transcript has 6 exons. Gene Ontology annotation, cellular component: Cul4-RING E3 ubiquitin ligase complex. NCBI's taxonomy places the organism in Eukaryota, Fungi, Basidiomycota, Agaricomycetes, Agaricales, Hydnangiaceae. Gene Ontology annotation, biological process: DNA damage response; ubiquitin-dependent protein catabolic process; protein ubiquitination. Bases 1 to 1404 code for a protein of 467 amino acids. Gene Ontology annotation, molecular function: ubiquitin protein ligase binding.
AUGACGGCUGGUGACUUCACGACACUGGCUUCCAUGUACACCCUUUUCAGCAGGGUCGGCGGUAUAGCCGUAUUGUGCGCAGCUUUCCGACAACAUAUCAGGACAUCAGUGGAGGAGAUCGUUAAGGAUGUUAAUAACGACGACGACAUGGUUCAAAAACUCCUGGACCUCAAAUCCGCAGCUGAUACGACCAUCACAACCGCCUUCCUCACAAACAACAUGAACGAUGCCGAGACUAGCGCAGGCACGAAGACGCCAGAUUCUGAAUUCGUCUACUCCCUCAAAGACGCUUUCGCUAGUGGCUUCAGAGCUAGGAGAAAUAAGCCGGCGGAGAUGAUCGCAAAAUUCCUUGACAAGGCAAUGAGGAAAGGCCAGGGUUCUUCAACCGACGCGGAAUUUCAAGCGCUUCUUGAUUCUGUGCUGGCUUUGUACAGGUAUACGGAUGAUAAGGACGUCUUUAGGACGUUUUACCAUCGUUCGCUUGCCAAGAGGUUGUUGCUCGAGAAGAGCGCCUCUAUUGACUUUGAGGCCUCGAUGCUGAAGAAACUGAAAGAGGUUUUGGGGGCAGAGUACGACCCAGAGUUUGGCAUGGGCGAGGAUAUGUUCAAGGACUUGUCUUUGUCCAAGGAAGCUAUGGCGGAAUACCACGCCAAGCUUCCGUCGAACAGUUUUGGCCAGCGGCUUUCGGUUAUGGUUCUACAGCGCAGUGCUUGGCCGUUCACAGUGACGAAGAAAAGCGUUGAUUUGCCGAUAAGUAUGCAAAAGGAGCUCGUGAAUUACGCGAACGACUAUAAACUACGACAUUCCGGACACGUUCUUUCGUGGGACCACGCGUUGGGCACUGCGACGUUGAAAGCGAGGUUUGACGCUGGGUACAAGGACCUAUCUGUCAGUUUGUAUCAGGCCGUUGUGUUGCUCUUGUUCAACGAUGCGGUCGAGAUUCCGUUUACGGAUAUUAUGGCGCAGACGAGGAUGGAUGAUGAUGAGUUGAGAAGGACGUUACAGAGCUUGGCGUGUGGGAAGAAAAAGGUCCUGUUGAAGAUCCCUCCUGGGAAGGACGUGAAUGAUGGAGAUGUGUUCAAGUUUAAUGCUGAUUUCAAGGAUGAACGUUUGAGGGUGCAUAUUAACUCUAUUCAAGCGAAGGUUACUCCGGAAGAAUCAAAACGAACCAACGAAACCAUAGAAGGGGACAGGAAACACUACAUCGACGCAGCCAUCGUGCGGAUCAUGAAAGCCAAGAAGGAGAUGAUGCACGAGCAGCUCAUGAUUGCUACCAUUGACGCGGUGAAGAGCCACUUUGUGCCUAUUGUCGAUACGAUCAAGAAACGCGUGGAGUCGUUGGUGGAGUCGGAGUAUUUGAGGAGGAGUGAGAAGGAUAAGGAGAAGUUUUUUUAUGUUGCAUGA